This is a messenger RNA of Thalassophryne amazonica, 3741 nucleotides long. It is a transcript of the gene cntn1a, whose product is annotated as contactin 1a. The record is from RefSeq and is a predicted model, not a curated record. NCBI's taxonomy places the organism in Eukaryota, Metazoa, Chordata, Actinopteri, Batrachoidiformes, Batrachoididae. The coding region runs from base 126 to 3002 and encodes 958 amino acids. Gene Ontology annotation, molecular function: cell-cell adhesion mediator activity. The transcript has 22 exons. Gene Ontology annotation, biological process: cell-cell adhesion; brain development.
UGUACUUGUAUGGGGAGGCACCUGACUUCUAUAGAGCAGAUGAUGCCACAGGUUAUGGGCCAGUGUUUGAGGAGCAGCCGGUGGAUACCAUCUAUCCCGAGGAGUCACCUGAGGCCAAAAUCACUAUGAACUGCCGUGCCAGAGCCAAACCACCUGCCAUAUACAAGUGGAGACUGGAUGGUGUGGACAUUGACCUGAGUGAUGACAGCCAUUACCGUUUAGUAGGCGGCAACUUGACCGUCAGCAAGCCCAUUAAGAAUAGACAUGUGGGAAAAUACUCAUGUGUGGCAACCAACGACUUUGGCACAGUCGUCAGUCGAGAGGCAUCUGUCCAGUUUGGAUACCUUGAUUUUUUCUCUUCGGAGGAGAGGGAGUCGGUGUGCGUUAAAGAGGGACAGGGUGCAGUGCUUCUCUGCGCUCCUCCACCACAUUAUCCAGCUGACUUGUCCUUUCGGUGGAUGCUCAAUGAAUUCCCAAUCUUCAUCCCACUGGACAACAGACGAUUUGUCUCACAGAUAACAGGAAACCUUUAUAUCUCCAAGGUGGACUCUUCAGACAGCGGCAACUACUCCUGCUUUGUCUCCAGCCCGUCCAUUUCCAAGAGCGUCUUCUCCAAGUUCAUUCCUCUGGUGCCUUUGGCAGAACGCCCUAUCAGGAAGUACCCUGCUGAUCUUAAAGUCAAGUUUCCAGAUACCACUGUGCUGCUGGGACAGAAUAUCACCUUGGAAUGCUUUGCACUCGGAAACCCUGUCCCUGAGAUCCACUGGAAGAAGUUAGAUGGACAGCUGCCGCCCAAUCAUGAAGUGCGGAUGGCGGGUGCUCAUUUGUACCUCUACAACGUGCAGUUUGAGGACGCGGGUAAUUACCGAUGUGAGGCAUCAAACUCCAAAGGAAAGGAUUAUCACACUGCACACAUCUCUGUAGAAGCUUUUCCUGAGUGGGUGGAACACAUCAGCAGCACAGAGCUAGACAUCGGUAGUGACUACAAAAUGUCCUGUGUGGCCAGUGGCAAACCCAAACCAAACAUUCGUUGGCUGAAAAAUGGAGUUGCGCAUGACAGCAACAAGAUGACACUCACCAGCUUGACAUUCAGUGAUUCAGGGAUGUACCAGUGUAUUGCCGAAAAUCACCAUGGAGUCAUCUAUGCCAACGCAGAAUUGCAUGUGUUUGCUAGUGCUCCAACAUUUGAACACAACCCAGUGAGUAAGGUGCUGGCUGCUAAAAACGGCCGGGUGGUGAUAAGGUGUCGACCAAAGGCAGCCCCAAAGCCUGUCUUCUCCUGGAGCAAAGGCACUGAGCUUCUUUCCAACUCUACCAGAGUGUUCAUUUGGGAGGAUGGGAGCCUAGAGAUCCUUAACUUGAUGGAAGCAGAUGAAGGGAGGUACACUUGCUUUGCUGAGAAUGAUCUCGGGAAGUCCAACAGCACGGGCGCUCUGCGGGUAACAGAGGCCACAAAAAUCACCUUGGCUCCAUCCAACGCUGACGUCAAAGUGGGCGAGAGCGCUCGCAUGCAGUGCGCCGCGUCACAUGACUCCAACCUUGACAUCACUUUCAUCUGGUCCCUGGAUGGCUGGGUGAUUGACCUACACAAGGACAGCCAACAUUACGAACGCACGCUGAAUGGGAGCUCAAACGGAGAGCUGUUGAUUAUGAAUGCCCAACUGAAGCAUGCUGGGCGCUACACGUGUACCGCACAGACCCCCGUUGACAACGUUACCGCCUCUGCCCAGCUGGUUGUUCGAGGUCCUCCCGGUCCCCCAGGUGGUGUACGGGUGAUGAAUAAAACUGACAAGACUGUAACAUUACAGUGGAGCCGUGGUGCAGACAACCACAACCCCAUCUCCAAGUAUACCAUCCAGUACAGAGACUCCUUUUCAGAUGACAUUUGGAAGAAUGCCACUACAUCCCCUGUAGAUGUAGAAGGGAAUGCAGAGAUAGCCACAGUGGUGGAUUUGUUUCCCUGGACGGAGUAUGAUUUCAGAGUGAUUGCUACCAACACUUUGGGCACAGGAAAACCAAGCAGCGCAUCACCAAAAGUCACCACCCUGGAAGCAGUUCCUGUGGUGGCGCCCUCGGAUGUUGGCGGAGGUGGAGGGGCUAGCAGGGAGCUGACUAUUAGUUGGACGCCUGUGCAGCCACAGUACUACUAUGGGCCUAAUUUUGGCUACAUUGUGGCCUUCAAACCACAAGAUGAAUACGAGUGGAGAAAAGUGACAGUCGCGGACCCGCAGGCAAAGCGGUAUGUCCACAAGGACUCCUCCAUCCCUCCUUCGACAGAGUUCCAUGUCAAAGUCAAAGCAUUCAACAGCAAAGGAGAAGGACCCUACAGCCUAACAGCAGUCAUUUACUCUGCACAGGAUGCUCCAACUGAAGCCCCUGUGCGUGUAGACGGCAGAGCUCUCUCUGCUACAGAAGCCAUUGUGUGGUGGAUGCCCAUCUCACAACGCAGUGUGGAUGGAUACCAGGUGAAGUACUGGAGGAAUCUAGAAGACAAUGAGGGCAUGGCCCAGGGGGUGGCAGUGUCCGGCAGAGAAAACUACACCAAGCUGGAGGGCAUGAAGCCCAACUCCCACUACUUUAUCGAGGUCCGGGCCUACAACUCUGCAGGAUACGGACCAGCCAGCCAACACUUCCAGAUCCACACCAAGAAACCCCCUCCGAGUCGACCUCCCAGAAUAAUCGGUCAAAGGUUAAAGGGCCAAUUUGUAAAUAUUGCGUGGGAGCAGGUGGAGCCACUGGCUAAUGAAGCAGCGAUAGAUGGCUACAGAGUACUACACAGACAGCAGGGCCAAUACGCAGGCACUUUGUAUACAACCAGUAAGCGGUUCAUUGAAGUUCCCCUGCUGACUAAUGGGAGCUAUGUGGUGGAGGUCCGGGCACACACAGAGGGAGGAGACGGGGCUGUGGCACAAAUCAAUAUCACAGGUGGAGGUGUCGUGUGCACUCAGUCACUCAGCAUACUGUCCCUGCUCCUGGUGGCUAUGCUCUGCCUGAACCUCUGAAUGUAGCGUCAUCUUUAUCUAUCCUUCCCCUGAAGGAAAUUCUUUAUGGUUCUUGUCUAUAAAAACUUGGGACUCUUUCCACAAUCUUUUGGUUCUGCCCUGAAACCAGGACAUUAUAUUCCAACUCUCUCCUCUGGAAUAUGUUUGUGGAAACAUGGAAAAGGACAAAGACACCCCUUAUUGAGUACCUACAAAAGCCUGUUUGAGGAGUGUCAGAGGAGUUCUGUCAACUUUUAAAAAUAUGCCUUAUAUAAACAAUUGCACUUAUCUUUCACACUAAUGGAUCAUGACUGCACAUGUAUGCUUUGGAGUGUGAAGCCGACCUUUCUGAUGGAGACUCAGUAAUGAAGGUUUUAUUUGAUCUGUACAAUUUUGGAUAAUAUAACCUACAUUCCAUAGUAUGAGCUACAUAAUAUGUGUGAAGGAUAAGUGUAUGAGGUUGUAAAAUUGUCUUAAUGUCUUUCUUUACUUGCAAGUUUGUGGCAUUCUGUGUUUUCUUUGUGAGAUGAAGCACACCCAUUGUUACAGGGAUACAGUCAAAGCAAAUGGCCCCUCUCAUUAGAUGCCCGACAGAAUCAAGUGACUUUUGUGAUAGUAAAAUUAUAUUAUCCAGUUCAUAUGCAUUUGCUAUCUAAUAAUUACAGAAAGCAAAUUAGGCUUCCAAACUUGAACAAAAUACCAAACUAUGCGCAUGUACGUAGACAUUUUAUCUCGAAGAAGCAUUUGAAUUGUUCCAAAA